AUGGCAAUUUACAGCCCAGUUACCGGAGCUGGUUUCGCAGAGAGCUACAUGCUAGGAGAGUUCACAACGCCAGAUCUGACCAAGUUCUUCGAGCUCUUCAUUCUAAACCGCAAUUACCUCUCCAACGGCUCAACCUUCACAUCCGCAAUCUCCUCAGGCCUCGCGGGCCUAGUACGAGGCAGCAACAACCUCAAGAACGCACGCCUCAACAUCCAAGCACAUUACGACAUCUCCAACGAAAUGUUCGCCGCCUUCCUCUCCAAAGACAUGACCUACUCGUGUCCGGUAUGGCUACCAAAAUCCCACCCCGACUCGGCGAGCGAAACCCUCUACGACGCCCAAAUGCGAAAGCUCGACCGCUUCAUCGACAACACACACAUCAAAGGCACAGAUCACGUGCUAGAAAUCGGCACAGGAUGGGGCAGUUUCGCCAUGCGCGCCGUCCAAAGAACCGGGUGCCGAGUAACCUCGCUCACACUCUCGAUUGAGCAAAAAGAACUAGCCGAAGAGCGCAUACGCGCCGCCGGCAUGUCCUCUCAAAUCUCCGUCCUUCUUUGCGACUACCGCAGCCUCGCCGUCCCCUCGGAUGGCCCCUUUGACAAGGUCGUCUCGAUCGAAAUGCUCGAAGCAGUCGGCAAAGAAUACCUAGUCACCUACUUCAAAUGCAUAGACCGACUGCUUAAGAAAGACGGUGGAAUCGCCUGCUUCCAAUGCAUCACCAUGCCCGACGCGCGCUACGAAGCCUACGCCAAAUCCGACGAUUUCAUCCGCCGCUACAUUUUCCCCGGCGGCCAUUUACCAGCCGUCUCCGAACUCGUUGCUGCUAUUCAAACCGCCACCGGUGGCGCCCUCGUCGUCGAUGGCAUCGAGAAUAUUGGCCCUCACUAUGCGAAGGCGCUACGGCUUUGGCGCCAGGAGUUUCUGGAUAAGUGGGCGGAUGUUAUUAAACCGCAGCUUAUCAAGGAGAAGGCGGGUGAGGGCAUGGAUGAUGAGGGCGCCGAAGUGUUUAAGCGCAAGUGGGAUUACUACUUUAGAUAUAGUGAGGCGGGGUUUUCGACAAAGACGUUGGGGGAUGUUAUUUUGACGGUGGGGAGGGAGGGCGCUAUGCAGAUGAUGGAGGAAGUGCCGUUGUAG
This is a messenger RNA of Pyrenophora tritici-repentis Pt-1C-BFP, 1134 nucleotides long. Lineage: Eukaryota; Fungi; Ascomycota; Dothideomycetes; Pleosporales; Pleosporaceae. The record is from RefSeq and is a predicted model, not a curated record.